UAUGAAGAUAAGCAAAUAACAUCGUUGAACAAACUAAAAGGCUAACAACAUAAAUACAAAUAACUUGUUCUCUUGAUCUCACAUUUGUAAACAGACCUUCAAGCUAAAAACAUGUUUUUAGAAUUAUUCUUAGGUUUUUUUACUUUUUUACUCAUAUGGGACUUCAUCCAUAAACGAAGAAGAAAUAAACUUUUUAAAAAUGCCGGCAUUCAAGGGCCAAAAGGCUUACCACUUCUUGGAAAUAUUCUGAAAUUAAUUAAUGAGAACACUGAGACCCUAACUUAUUUUAAUAAAUCAAUGCGAACUAAAUAUGGCAAGAUAUGGAGAAUGUGGUUCUUUCAUCAGGACCGUGUCUUUGUGCAAGAUCCUAAAUACUUUGAGAGCAUACUCAGCAGUCAACAAGUUAUAUCAAAAAACAACUCAUACAGCUUAUUAUUGCCUUGGCUUGGGGAUGGUUUACUUCUAAGUACAGGAUCUAAGUGGCAUGCGAGAAGAAAGAUUUUUACACCGACUUUUCAUUUUAAGAUAUUAGAACAAUUCGUUGAGAUUUUCGAUCAACAAAGCACAGUUAUGGCAAAAAAGUUAUAUGACAAAGCUGACGGUAAAACAGUCAUAGAUAUGUUUCCAGUAGUGUGUCUUACUGCAUUAGAUAUAAUAGCCGAAACCGCGAUGGGUGUAAAAAUCAACGCUCAAAUGAAUCCAGAUUUUCCGUAUGCCAAAGCAGUCACAGAAGUUUCCCAAAUUAUAGCUACACGUGUUAUUAAAGGCAAUCAACGCUAUGAUAUACCUUUCAUGAUUACUGCACCACAUAUUGCAUUCAGAUUAAAGAAGCAUAUAUCACUCAUGCACGAUUUUACGGAUACAGUAAUCAAAGAGCGCAGAGUUGCAUUGGAAAAAUCAAUCGCAGAUGGUAGUAAUAAACCAUUAGAUGUAUCAGAUGAUAUGGGAGUUAAAAAGCGAAUGGCUUUUCUGGACGUUUUACUACAAUCAACAGUAGAUGGCAAACCUUUAUCAAAUGCAGAUAUACGUGAGGAAGUAGAUACAUUUAUGUUUGAAGGACAUGAUACCACUACAAGUGGCAUAUCACAUACAUGUUACCUUAUAGCCAGACAUCCAGAAAUUCAGCAGAAACUUUUCGAUGAAAUACGACAAGUAAUUGGUGAUGAUAAGAACAAAGCGAUCACAACAAGAGAGUUACAAGAGCUUAAGUAUUUAGACAUUGUUAUUAAAGAGGGUUUGCGUUUAUAUCCGCCGGUACCAAUAAUUGGGCGAAUGACUGAUAGCGACGUUGUAUUAAAUGGUAAAUUGAUUCCUUCAAACACAAAUAUAACUUUGUUACUUUAUGCAGCUUUGAGAGAUCCGGAUUAUUUUUCAAAUCCAGAUGAAUUCAUACCAGAACGGUUUUUAAAUGAAAAAAUUGAUCCGUUCGCAAAUGUUCCUUUCAGUGCUGGUCCGCGUAAUUGUAUUGGUCAGAAGUUCGCUUUAUUGGAAAUGAAGAGUACUAUUAGCAAAUUAUUGCGUCAUUUUGAAUUUUUACCCUUGGGCGCAGAAGUAAGACCAAUGCAAAAUCUGAUUCUUCGUUCUGCGAGUGGUAUUAAUGUUGGACUUCGACCUAGGGUAUAUUCAUAGUUUGAGAUUGUAGUGAACUGUAUAAAUGUGUGCGUAAAAUGCGGUAUUUCAAUUUAUAAAUAUUAUUAACAAAAUUGUGUGACGUGUUGUUCUAUAUAAAAUUAAUUAUUUUAAUGCUAAUUGUAAAACUGAACUACUUCUCUAGAUUUUUAAAUAAAUACGUUUUAAAUGAUUUUUGCGAUUUUUUAUAC
This is a messenger RNA of Teleopsis dalmanni, 1820 nucleotides long. RefSeq names its product probable cytochrome P450 4d14. The record is from RefSeq and is a predicted model, not a curated record. Gene Ontology annotation, molecular function: monooxygenase activity; oxidoreductase activity, acting on paired donors, with incorporation or reduction of molecular oxygen; heme binding. Lineage: Eukaryota; Metazoa; Arthropoda; Insecta; Diptera; Diopsidae. The transcript has 5 exons. The coding region runs from base 112 to 1629 and encodes 505 amino acids.